AUGCCUCGAUCCAUCGACGUCAUUUUGAGGCACGAGAACGUCGAACAGGCCAAAGCUGGAGACCGUGUUGUGUUCACCGGUACAUUAAUCGUGGUCCCAGAUGUAUCCAAGUUUGCAAAAGCUGGUGGUGAGACUGCUGUGGCUACACGUAACAAUAGCCAGCGACGUGGUGGAGAGAACAGUACCCAGGGAAUGCAGGGCGAAGGCGUGCGUGGUCUCAAAGCUCUCGGUGUUCGAGAACUCACCUACAAGACGUGCUUCCUUGCAUGCAGUGUACAGACUAUGGAGCAGCGCUUCAACAGCAUCUCAAUCCGCAGUGAAUUCAACGAAGACGGUGCUGAAGAAGACAGUGGUGAGGCAGCGUUGCAAGAAUUCAGCGACGAGGAAUUAGCUUCGAUCCGUGACAUGCAGCAAGACCCCGAUCGAUAUCUGAAGAUGGCCAAGUCUAUCUGUCCGUCAGUAUAUGGCCACGAUGAGAUCCGGAAGGGUAUUUUACUUAUGCUAUUCGGCGGUGUCCACAAGAAGACACUGGAAGGUAUUAAACUACGCGGCGAUAUCAACGUCUGUAUCGUCGGAGAUCCGUCCACGGCCAAGUCGCAGUUCUUAAAGUAUAUCGUCGGAUUCCUGCCUCGUGCCAUCUACGCGUCCGGAAAAGUGAGUUCUGCUGCUGGUCUGACGGCCUCAGUGACUCGAGAUGCAGACAGUGGAGACUACUGUGUCGAAGCUGGCGCUCUUAUGUUGGCAGAUAACGGUAUUUGCUGCAUCGACGAGUUCGACAAGAUGGAUCCCAUGGACCAAGUCGCAAUCCACGAAGCUAUGGAGCAACAGACGAUCUCUAUCACUAAAGCUGGUAUCCAAGCUACGUUGAACGCUCGUACGAGUAUUCUGGCUGCGGCAAAUCCUUACAAUGGUCGAUACGACAAGACCAAGACGCUCAAGUACAAUGUCAACAUCUCGGCGCCCAUUAUGUCGCGUUUCGACCUGUUCUUCGUUAUCCUGGACGACGGCGACGAAGUUACGGACCAGAAGAUCGCAGAGCAUAUCGUUAACAUCCACAUGCCAAGUGAAUUGCAAGUGGAAGCCAUGGAGAAUGGCGCCUACAGUGAAGAAGACCUCAAGAGGUAUAUCAAGUUCGCGCGCACGCUGAACCCGGUGAUCACUCCUGAAGCCAAGCGAAUGAUGGUGGCGUGUUACAGAAGUCUGCGUGAGAACGACGUGGUGAGCAAUGGACAGACCAAUAUCGCCUACCGUAUCACUGUACGUCAGCUGGAGUCUAUGAUUCGCUUGUCCGAGGCGUUGGCAAGACUCGAUCUCAGUGAGACCGUGCUGGUCUCACACGUACAAGAAGCGUACAGAUUACUCAGCAAGUCGAUCAUUCACGUGGAUAUGCAGAAUGUCGAGCUGGAGUUGCCUGUACCUGCAGUUGAAGGUGAAGACGAUGACGAUCACAACGGAGGUGGUGGUGGGGAUGAUGGAGGCGAUGACGGCCAGGACGGUACGAAUGGGUCUGGUGGAGAGCCCUCCACUAAGUCAGCGACUCCGAACGGUACACCAUCCAAGUCCAAGACAUCGUCUUCGCUCUCUUUUGAGCGGUUUGCGAGGAUCCAGAAGGCUAUUGGAAGGUUUAUCCGUGAGAAAGAAGAGGAAGCUAUGAGUGCCAAACUCGCUCGUGAUGCGAUCCGUGCACAGACUAGUAGUGAGCAGAAGGAGGAAGAGGAUUAUGAUGAUGAUGAAGCGACGGGAGUGCUACAAGGUGAACUCGUGACGUGGUAUUUAUCGUCGCAAGAUAUUACGUCGGAGGCGCAGCUCUCGCGUGAGAAGCAGAUGAUCUGCUCGGUGAUUGACAAGCUGUUGCAGGAUAAAAUCUUGUCUGUGGUGGAGAUGGAGGACGAUGAAGACGAGAACAUGGAGAAGGACAAGGAAAGCACCAAGAAACUCACUCCGGAGGAGCAAGAUGCCAAGAAACAACAGAGGUAUUUAACAGUGCACCCCAACUACGCCUUCGAGUAG
Messenger RNA from Phytophthora nicotianae INRA-310, 2010 nucleotides. RefSeq lists its product as hypothetical. Gene Ontology annotation, molecular function: single-stranded DNA binding; single-stranded 3'-5' DNA helicase activity; ATP binding. Gene Ontology annotation, cellular component: nucleus; MCM complex. The coding region runs from base 1 to 2010 and encodes 669 amino acids. Gene Ontology annotation, biological process: double-strand break repair via break-induced replication; mitotic DNA replication. The record is from RefSeq and is a predicted model, not a curated record. The transcript has a single exon. Lineage: Eukaryota; Oomycota; Peronosporomycetes; Peronosporales; Peronosporaceae.